AAAUAACAAUAAGCGAAGAGUGGGAAGGCGGCCUAAGCUAGGAAAAAAACAUGUGAAUUAAAAAGUUACCGCUUACGUUUUAUCUAGAAUAGCAAAAGCAAUAGCAAGUUAGGUUAUCGCGGAUGAGGUUGACCCGCGAGGCGAUAGCGGGAGGGUCCCGCGCGGCCGGGGCGGUCGCAGCUUCAUACUCAAGCCGCGACUCCUGCUGGCAGCAUCUCACGCCGCACACCAGCUCGCCCACCAGCUCGCCCACCAAUAUGUUCAUUGGCAUCACCUCCGGUGGAGGCAACGUCAAUACGCCCUAUGACUAUUUGAUUUGAACGAGGAGACCGAUAAUCUUCGCCUGGAAUAUUACUAUAGUAAUCUUCUUUGAAAAUGGCACUCGACUUCGUAGCCGGAUGCAUCGGAGGCUGCGCGGGAAUCGUAGCCGGCCAUCCGCUGGAUACUCUGAAGGUGCACAUCCAAUCGGGACGAGGAUCGGCGCUGGAGUGCACGAGGGCGCUCCUUCGCAGCGGGUCCCUGGCAACCGCCUACCGCGGCGUCGGCGCUCCGCUCGGCGGGAUAGCGGCCGUCAACGCGAUAGUAUUCGGGGCCUAUGGCCACACUAAGCGCGCCCUGCCGAACCAGGACUCCAUCGGCACCCAAGCGGUGGCGGGCGGCGCCGCCGGCCUCAUGCAGAGCUUCGCGUGCGCGCCCGUCGAGCUCGUCAAGACGCGGCAGCAGCUCGCCAAGCCGGCCGACCCGAUCCCCCGGGGGGCGUGGGGCGGCGCCCGCUACGUGCUGCGGACCGGCGGCUUGCGGGCCCUGUUCCGGGGCCUCGGCGUGACGAUGGCGCGCGACUGCCCGGCGUUCGCGAUCUACUUCGCGUCGUACGAGGCGAUGACGCGCGGUGACGCGUCGGCUUUGCGCGUGUUCGCGGCGGGCGGCUCGGCGGGCGCGCUGUCGUGGCUGGUGCUGUACCCCAUCGACGUGGUGAAGUCGCGGCUGCAGGGCGACGCGGCGGGCCGGUACGCGGGCGCGUGGGACUGCGCGGUGCGGUCGGUGCGGACGGAGGGCUGGCGCUGCCUGUCGCGCGGCGCGGGCGCGGUCACGCUGCGGGCCUUCCUAAGCAACGGCGCGUGCUUCUCGGCGGUGGCGUGGACGGAGCGCGCGUGGCAGCGCAUGUCAGCCGGAUCCGCCGUCCCGCUGCCCGCCGAGCCCAGCCGCUACGAGAAGCCCGACUACCAGUACGAGACGUGAACCACUAGUCACCACGAUGUCAUAGAAUGUUGCAAACGACCGAGAUCAAUAGUACGAGUAAGCUCUAUUUGAUUUUUCUCUGUUGAUAAAUUAUGGAUGUUUUGUUUUGAUAGAGUGGUCACUGGUCAAUUGUGUCAACUGCCGAGUUAUUUAAACUGUUGUUAUCUUAGGUACUUAUCUUCUUAGAGCUUGCAGUAUUUCUACCCGAAUACAAACUAAGUAAUUAUUUAAGCUGUUGUUGAAUAUUCAGUAAGCAAUGUAAUGCACGUUAUUAUAAUAUUUA
Molecule: messenger RNA, 1522 nt
Organism: Aricia agestis (brown argus)
Lineage: Eukaryota; Metazoa; Arthropoda; Insecta; Lepidoptera; Lycaenidae
Product: mitochondrial basic amino acids transporter-like
Exons: 3
Coding region: 376-1239 (287 amino acids)
Biological process (GO): mitochondrial L-ornithine transmembrane transport
Cellular component (GO): mitochondrion
Molecular function (GO): high-affinity L-arginine transmembrane transporter activity
Source: RefSeq, a predicted model, not a curated record